ACGAUUUAUAAAUUCACUUUCGCGACUGCAACGUUCACUGUACAUCCGAGUUUCGUUUUUCACUGAUUCGUUGAUUUGAAAACCCGGAAGAAUGUCGCUCCAGCGGUACGUUUCGUCGUGUAUUUUACUGAUCGUUUCAACGAGUGCGAUUCCUCUUGUCAAGGAUACCAUUAUUGGAUCGCUCAACAAGCGGUUUCGUCGAGAAGAUGGAUCGUCGAUGGCCUACCGUCUCUCCGAAGCCGUUAUUCCCACCAAGUAUACCAUUCGGCUCGAGCUUGACAUGGCUUCGGGCAAUUUUAAAUUCAACGGUGAAACCGAUAUUGAGAUACAAGUGCGACAGCAGACGUCAACGAUCAUUCUACACGCUAAGAAGCUCAUCUUCGAGUCCAAAUACACGAAACUACUCCGCGCGGACGGUUCUCGUGUGAAGGUGAGAAUAAGCUCUUACUACGACAGGGGCUUGGAAAUUUACAAAUUAAUCCUGAACGGAGGCUAUCUCCCGAUCGGCAGUUAUUUGUUGAAACUGAAAUAUACCGGAUCUAUAAAUAACGAGAAGAAAGGACUGUACCGAAGUUCGUACACGAACUCUCGAGGUGAAAAAGUAUGGUUUGCGCUAACCCAAUUCGAACCUACUUACGCAAGGUGGGCGUUUCCUUGCUUCGAUGAACCCUCGUUCAAAGCAACAUUCAAAAUCAUCAUUAAGCACUCGUCGAAACACACGGCAGUUUCGAACAUGCCAGCUAUGAGCACAAAGAUUCCCUACGAUCAAUCGAUAUGUAUUACUGAAUUUGGAGAAACACAGAAAAUGUCGACAUAUCUCGUAGCUUUUGUAGUUUCAGACUUCAAGCUUCUCACCAAUGAUGACGGAUCAUUUAGAGUUUUUGCUAACGCGAAUAAAAUUCAUCUCGGGAGAUUCGCUCAGAGCACAGGCCCUGCGCUACUCGGGGAGUUGGAAGAUUACACGAAAAUCGAUUAUAAAUUACCAAAAAUUGAUAAUUUUGCGAUACCGUCGUUCUCCAACUAUGGCAUGGAGAACUGGGGCCUCGUUACAUUCAGGGAGGAAGUAUUAUUGUAUGACGAAAAACACACGACCACGCAGAGCAAGCAAGAGAUCGUAAGACUUAUGUCACACGAAUACGCGCACCAAUGGUUCGGAAACCUUGUCACCCCAUCGUGGUGGUCCUACAUUUGGCUUAACGAAGGUUUCGCACGGUACUUCGAAUGGUGGAUCACUGAUCGAGUUGAGUCCUCGUGGCGUAUGAUGGAGCAAUUUGUGACAGAAGAACUUCAGAAAGAAGCUUUCGUUGCUGACGAUAAAGAGUCUCAGCAUGCAAUGGAUUUUACGGCUAAUAAAGUACUCGAGCCUCGAAAGGUUUUCGACGAAAUAACAUACGAUAAAUCUGCCUGUGUUAUUCGCAUGUUUUCUCACGUACUCACACCAACCGUAUUCCAAAGUGGAUUGCAGAACUACUUAAUGCACAAGAGCUAUGAUACGGUGACGUCUGCUGACCUGAUAAGAGAAUUAGUAACCGUUGCUGGGAAAGACAUCGAGUUCCUGGAUAAGGCUUUGCUUUCUUGGAUCACACGGCCAGGCUACCCAGUCGUCACGGUCAUGCGAAAUCAUUCGGCUGGCACCGCCGCAAUAUCUCAGAAACGAUUUUUAACAAAUCCUUUGGCAGUUCGAACGGGCAAGUGGUUUGUCCCAAUCAACGUCGUUUCCGAAGAGGAACCGAAUCGUUUUUCGGACACUAAACCAACUCAUUGGCUCCUCGACGAUGCUCAAUCGCUGAGACUCUCCGGAUUGAAAAACGACAAGUGGAUCAUCCUGAACAGUCAGCAAACUGGUUAUUAUCGUGUUAACUAUGAUGCUGAAAACUGGAAGUUGAUCAUCGACUACCUGCAGAAUCCCAACAGCAUGAAGAAUAUUCACGUGUUGAAUCGAGCUCAGCUGUUGGAUGAUUCCUUCCAUCUCGCUGCGGCUGUCGAACUUCCCAAUUAUUCAGUUUUCUUCAACAUGACGAAGUACCUCCAGCACGAAGAGGACUUAAUUCCAUGGUGUGCUGCCCAUCGUGCCUUGGCCUUCCUUAACAAAGUUCUGGCGAACUCCAAAUGUUAUGAUCUCUUCAAGCUUUACGUUCAACGACUGACGGCAAACCUCGAAGAAAAAUUGGGCUACACCGAAAACGCCAAUGAAGAUUACGACGCGAAGAUGAGCAGAUUGAACUUGGUCCGAUUGGCGUGUGCAGUAGGUUCUGCCAAGUGUUUGGCUGCCACUCACAAAAUGCUUCUCGAGCACGUAGGCGGUAUCAAAAAGAUCUCGGUUGAUCUACAAUCGGUGGUGCUCUGCGCCGGAAUGCGAUCAGCGAGCAGACAGCAGUGGGAAAUGGUUUACAAUUACACUACCAAGUUACCCGAGGACACGGACGAGCAUUCAAUAUCCUUUGCCGCGCUCGGCUGUCAUUCGGAUCCAGUUGUUCUCGAGAUGUAUCUAGAGAAAGCUUUGAUCACAGCAUCCGACAGUAUCAGAAAUUACGUUGCGAAAGCCUUGUACAACGGUGACAUGCCUGGCGUCGAUAUCGACGUAUUUUUCGACUUCAUGGAAGACCAUUUAGAGACAAUUUACAAACGUUCCUUUUUGGAGAACGGUACGAACCUGAUUUUCAUUCACUCUAUAGAGAUUGCAAGCAGGAUGACGACACGCGAACAGAUCAAACGGCUGCAACAUUUGAUCGCCGAGUUGCGCAGGCACUAUCAUCUAUUGGCAGUCUACGUACAUGACCAUGCCGAAGCUAAAGCCGACGGUAACGUCAGGUGGGUGGAAAACCAUGAGACGGACGUAACUACGUUCUUGGCUGCGCAACAUUUGAUCACAGAAUAAAACUGGCGGAGAACAUUGUAGAUACGCGUAUAUUAUAAGUAUUGGUUUGAAAGUGUUUUUUUAUUUCAAUUUUCGAUUUGCAAUUUCAAUAAGUUAUUUUGCUUUUGCGAGUAAUCUACUUUUAGUUAUUAUCGGGUUUAAUAUUUCCAUGAUCGAAAUAAUUAUUACCAUUUUUUAAAUUACAUUAGGAUUAGUACCACGGAAAUGAAUAAUUAACAAUGUUACGUG
This is a messenger RNA of Venturia canescens, 3106 nucleotides long. RefSeq names its product aminopeptidase N-like. The transcript is spliced from 11 exons. Gene Ontology annotation, molecular function: zinc ion binding; metalloaminopeptidase activity; peptide binding. The record is from RefSeq and is a predicted model, not a curated record. The coding region runs from base 92 to 2878 and encodes 928 amino acids. Lineage: Eukaryota; Metazoa; Arthropoda; Insecta; Hymenoptera; Ichneumonidae. Gene Ontology annotation, cellular component: cytoplasm. Gene Ontology annotation, biological process: proteolysis; peptide catabolic process.